AUGGGCUUCCAUCGAUCAUCCACGGGCAUCAAGGUCAAGGAUAAGCACCUCCUCACUGCUUAUUGCCAGCGACCUUCCGGGGAAACAAGAUAUUCAGAGCUAGAUCUGGAUCAGUUCCUCGGAGCAAAGAAGGGACAAUUCUCCUGGGGCGACCGAGACUUUUCAAAGAGUUCACGCGACGUUGUCUUCAAGCUAGACGGCAGGGACAACGAACCCAUGCUGCAUGCGCAACUCGAUGACGGCUCGGGGAACAUCCAAGAGAGCCAGGUGAACCUGGCACAUUGCAUCAAAAACGAUGACGGUCAUCUGAGCUUCAUGGAAUGUUUUUAG
Molecule: messenger RNA, 330 nt
Organism: Penicillium robsamsonii
Lineage: Eukaryota; Fungi; Ascomycota; Eurotiomycetes; Eurotiales; Aspergillaceae
Product: CVNH domain-containing protein
Exons: 2
Coding region: 1-330 (109 amino acids)
Source: RefSeq, a predicted model, not a curated record